AUGGCGAAAGAAAUCACUGAACAAAUCCGGCAGUUACAAGAGACCAUCUCUCGAUUGAAUAUUCAUCAAUCGGAUGAUACUCCUCAAAUAACCAAGCAGUAUGGUUAUAUUAGAUUUGAUCAUAACGAACUUGAUUCCACUAUUCGUCUCUCGCAAUACAUCCGGCUAGCAUUACACACGGAUGCAACAAAAGUCGUUGAAUUGAUGCAAAAGGGCUGGCGACUACCAACACCGAAUCUAAUUAUAUCAGUAACAGGUGGAGGAAGACAAUGUCAUAUAUCUACACAUCUUCGAAAAACUUUUCAACGUGGCCUGGUCGCUGCUGCUGCGACUACAAAUGCGUGGCUAAUUACAUCAGGCACUAACGUUGGUGUUGUGAAGGAAGUUGGUGAAGCAAUUAGCAACUAUCGUUAUAGAAAUCGUAAACAUGGCCUUGAUGUACCAUGUAUUGGUAUCUGUACAUGGGAAUAUACUUCUGGAAGUGAACAACUCAGUAGUCCAAUAAGAUUAUGCGAGUGGAAUGAUGAUUCAAGUAGUUUAGCGAAACAAAGACGUCGAUCACGGGCAGAUUCUAUGCAAAUGGAAGUGGUUGAACAUAAAUAUGUCCGUUCGUAUGCGGCUGACCGAUCAGAUUCGAAACGAUGUGAUUUAGAACCAAAUCAUACGCAUUUCCUUCUCUUCGAUGGUGAAUCCACUAAUAACGAUUCUGUUCUUCUACAACGUGCUCAUAUCGAACAAUGUUCACGACAAUUAGAUAUCCAAACAUCGAUUGCAAAUAUAUUGAUUCCUAUUGUCAUGAUCUUAGUCGAAGGUGGUUCUUUUUCAGUUCGUACUGUUUGUCAUGCGCUAAGAUCCAACACUCCCUUGGUAGUUGUUAAAGGUUCGGGAAGAGCGGCUGAUCUUGUGAGUGAUCUACAUGACUUUUUCUCUCAAUUCGAAACAAAUAAGAGGAAGUUUUUCCUACCGUCUUGGAAAGAAGCAGAACUCAAGACUAUAAUCGACAAACAUCGCGGUGUGAAUAAUACGUGGAUCGACCACAUAAAAGAUAAUUUAUGUGAUGUUUUGUAUCACCGAAAGCAUCUCGUAGUUAUUUUUGAAUUCGAUAGUCAACGUCACCAUGGUAAUUUAGAAGAUGCGAUUCUUGAAGCACUCUUCAAUGCAACGAAAUUUACCAAUGAUAAUACAAAUGAGCAACAAUGUCGCGUAGCAGAAUUGAAAUUAGCGAUGGCAUGGCAAAAGUUCGAUUAUGCGCAAAAAUAUAUUCUUACAGAUGCUACCGUCACAAAAUGGACUGACAAUGAUCUUUGUCAAGUUCUUAUCGAUGCGCUUCGUCGAGAUUCUCUCGAUUUUGUUGAAUUACUAAUGGAUUACGGAACGUCGUUGGGAAAAUUAACGCUGAAUGAUCUGGAACAACUCUAUGCGCUUCACGACAAUGACGGUGGUUUACCGUUGGACAAAAAAGUAAAAAGAGAAUUAUGGAUCCGAAAUAAUUACUAUAGAUGUUACUUUCCUGAACAUGCUGACGUUUAUAUUAUUCGGAAUAAAGCCAAUCUAAAUAAGAAUACUCCAUUGGGACAAAAUGCAGCUCGUGAACUUUUUCUCUGGGCGAUUUUUCUCGAUCGGUUUCAACUCGCAAAGUAUCUCUGUUCGAAAACCUGGAAUCAGACGGUCGCGACGUUGAUUGCUGCACAAAUCUAUCGAUUAGCAGCGACUAUGGCCGUUCACAUGGAGACGAAACAACACUAUGAGAACAAUGCUAGCGAAUUUGAUUCGUGUGCAAUGGGAAUCAUUGAUCGAUGCUUUGAUAAUGAUGAGAACUUCGCAGUUGAAUUGUUGAAACAGUCCGCAGUAAUAUUCAAUAACAUCGAACCGUUGAAGUUAGCUGAACAAGCCAAAUGUCGUACAUUUCUCGCGUCAAGAACGGUACAAAAACAUCUUGAUCACGAAUGGUAUGGCCAUAUCAAUUAUAAACGAUCAUUUAUUCAUUUUCGAAUUCUUCUUUGUUCGUUAUUUUUCCCGUUAUUACCAGUUUUUUCGAUAUUUUUACCGUAUGUUCAUAAGCAUCAACAGAUCAUUCGAAACCAUAAACACCAUUUGAAAGCUCGAAAUCCAAUACAAAUUCAAACGAUAUUCAGAUCCGAUCAUGAUCGAACAGAUGAGUCAAUACUAUGGACACAAAAGAUAGUCUAUUUCUAUCAAGCACCGAUCGUUCGAUUUUGUUACAAUGUUAUAUUCUUCAUAAUCUUCCUUGGCCUUUUCAGCUACGUUCUUCUCAUUGAUUUUCUACCAGUGAAUGUUUACGGAAAAUCCGUAAAACUUCCGUUGCGACCCGCAGAAAUCGUGCUACAUAUUUGUGUAUGGACGUUAAUCAUGGAAGAAUUACGUCAAUAUAUCUUGAUGACUCAUCAAAAAUACUUCUCCGAUAUGUGGAAUAUAAUUGACCUUGUCGCGAUAUUUCUGUAUUUGCUUGCAUUUAUUACUCGAUUUAUUCCUAAUGAAACGUUUUUUACUAUUUCCAAGAUCUCGGUGUGUCUCGAUCUGAUUGUUUGGUUUGUUGGUACUCUGAAACUAUUUGCCGCUUUUGAACGACUUGGUCCAAAACUAGUGAUGAUUUUCAAUACUAUGAAAGAUCUUUUCUUCUUUGUUUGUUUUAUUCUCAUUUUCCUCUGUGCCUUUUCAAUCACAUCCUGGUCAUUGAUAACUUCUGCCUCGCAUAUUCAGUGGACGUAUGGCGACAAUGGACAAUUACACAAUGUCACUCUCGCCAUUGAUCAUCAACAUUCAUGGUCAUGGAAAUUACUGAGAGACAUUGCUAAUUACGGUGUUUGGAAAGUAUUUGGACAAGUGGAUCCUAUUUCGGGAACUGAUCCGUACUCGAACAUGGCAUUUAUUUUGGCUAUUAUAUUUGUUGCUAUUGCAAAUAUUCUUUUGCUCAAUGUGCUCAUCGCUUUAUUCAAUGUGACUAUUCAAAAUGUUCAAGAACAAUCUCACGAUCUGUGGCGUUAUCAACGGUUUUCAAUUGUUAGCGAAUAUUGCAGAAAAACACUGCUACAACCACCGUUCAAUAUUGUUUAUUAUAUCUUCAUGAUCGGUCGAUUUCUUUUUGUUCGUUUACAAGUCUACCGAAAUAGUCGUCGAUUCAUUUCUAGUGAACGACUUCUAGUUGAUAUUAAAACAAUCACUCCUGUUAUCUCACAAUCAUUUAAGAUAAGCGAUUCGCUUCGACGUGAGCGUGCAAUUGCCAAAGAUCAUUGGCAUCACGUAUUCAAAUCGGGUAAAUAUGAACCGAUGAAAGUUAUAUUACAGAAUAUCGAAGAAAAACUUGAUUAUUUCAUACCGAACACCCUCAAUGACAACAUAGCACUCGAAAUCCAGCAUCACCGACGAAAGAGAUCAACGAAUAUCGAAAGUGAUGUCUAA
Molecule: messenger RNA, 3420 nt
Organism: Adineta ricciae
Lineage: Eukaryota; Metazoa; Rotifera; Eurotatoria; Adinetida; Adinetidae
Source: the annotation of a GenBank genome assembly